AUGUUUUCUAUGAGAAAUAUCGUAUCAGCGAAUCAUGGAGGAAAUGUAACUGGAUCUUCUACAAUGGUUACCAGUAUAAACCGAGUUCAGACUCAAAAUCAAUCAGGCAUUGAAUCACACCAACCCAUGUACUCCAUGGUAAAUAUCGCACCAAGGAAUCAUAGAGUAAAUGUAACUGGAUCUUCUACAAUGGCUACCAAUGCAAUCCGAGUUCAGGCUCAAAAUCAAUUAAUCGUUGAAUCGCCUCAACCCAUUUUCGUCACUUCGAUCCCGAGUCAUCCCACAAUUGUGCCACUUGCUCCGACCCGGAUUUAA
Rodentolepis nana is the source of this 315-nucleotide messenger RNA. The record is from the annotation of a GenBank genome assembly. NCBI's taxonomy places the organism in Eukaryota, Metazoa, Platyhelminthes, Cestoda, Cyclophyllidea, Hymenolepididae.